Molecule: messenger RNA, 822 nt
Organism: Acanthamoeba castellanii str. Neff
Lineage: Eukaryota; Discosea; Longamoebia; Acanthamoebidae
Product: UBA/TSN domain containing protein
Exons: 6
Coding region: 1-822 (273 amino acids)
Biological process (GO): regulation of ubiquitin-dependent protein catabolic process
Molecular function (GO): protein binding
Source: RefSeq, a predicted model, not a curated record
AUGCUGCACGCCUUAGUUGCUGCUCCAAAAACUUGUGCUGAUAUUCCUCUUGUUUGGUUCCUUUUGAAUCUAACUUUCAUCCGUGCAUCAACAACUUGGUGGCACACUGCCUGGUGGUGGGCUUGCGGCUGGAAACAACAGCGACAAAGCGAUUUCAGUCGGGCAAGUGGGAUGGAUCCUACGUGCACCAGGGCAAGCGCAACGAGCUGGUCCUCGAGCUCCAGUUCAGUCACGACGGCGCCGUCAACGGCACCGGCCAGGACAGCACCGGCUUCUUCAGCAUCACUGGCGUUUACAAGUACAUCCCCAUCUCACCCACACCUCCGUACGGAGCCACACUUACGCGAACAGACAUGCAGAGCGGCAACACAAUGGAGAUGUCUGGCUUCAGAGAGAGCGCCAGCGGAGGGAUCUUCGGUACGUGGAACGGAACGUUGGGCUCUGGCGACUUCCGAAUCAAGCCAUCGGCCGACAUUGCAGAAGAAACUGAAGGAGGAAGCCGAGAAGAAGAAGGUGGAGCAGCUCAAGGCCAUGGGAUUCCCCGAAGAGUGGGCCAAGGACGCUCUCAAGGAGACCAAGGGCGAUCUUGACGCGGCGGUGGAGCACUUGACACUACAGCUGUCGGCCGGCGACGACUUUGGGUCAACACCAACAGCCUCGGGCGGCGGCGGCGGCGGCGAUGUGGCAGAUGCGUCGCUGGUGAGCCAGCUCACGGACAUGGGCUUCUCCGCCGACCAGGCCAAGAUGGCCCUCCAAGCUUGCGUUCCUCCAAAACAGGACAACGACGUGGGGCGAGCGGUCGAGUUCCUCUUCAAUCAGUAG